Molecule: messenger RNA, 2446 nt
Organism: Drosophila innubila
Lineage: Eukaryota; Metazoa; Arthropoda; Insecta; Diptera; Drosophilidae
Exons: 5
Coding region: 381-2441 (686 amino acids)
Source: RefSeq, a predicted model, not a curated record
CGCGUCGGUUGUGUUGAUAACUUGAGCGCUAUUUCAAAUAAAUAUUCGCAAGUGCGCGUAAUAAUACGUUAAAAUUGAGUUUGAUUAAAAAGUGGAAAAUUAAUAAUUGAAAUUGAUAUUGAAUUGAAUUGACUGCUUGUGAAAUUGGCAAAACAUCUCAGUCUGUCAGCAGUCGAUGCGUGUGUUCGUGUGAGUGUUUCUGUGUGUGUGUUUCUGUCAAUGUGCGUGAAAAUAUGCACUAAAUACAAAAUCAUAGCGAAAUAGCCAAAACAACAACAACAAUGUCAAAUUAAGCGGCGCGAAAAGCAAUUGAAAAUCAAAUUAUUAUAAAAGAAAUCAAAUCAAAUUGCGGUUGUGUGUGUGUUGGUGUUUAUUUAAAUAUGCAAAAUACAAAGCAAGGCUUAACAGCUGCUGGCUCUGCCGCUGCGACGGCUGCGUUGACGCCGCCGCCAGACUUUGAUUUCCAGUUGCCUUGUCGCUUCUUUAAAAGCUCCUUUGCGCGUUCGCUUUCGCUGAACAACAACAACAGCAGCAGCAACAACAAUAACAGCAGUGGGAAUGGGAGCACAUCUUUAACAUUGGCAAAGAAGAAGCAGCAGCAGAAAGAGGCAGAGUCAGAGGCAGAGACAGAACAAGCGGAGCUGGAGGAACAGCAAUUGCAGUCACCCUGUUUGACGCCGCCGCCAGCGCUGCCCGCGCGACGUUACACGACCAACAACAACAACAAUGUGACACAUUUUAACACAGCGCCGGCUAAUCAGCUGCCACCGCUACAACAACAACAGCAGCAACGGAAUCUGAAUCUUGCCGUCGCUUUUACACUGCAGGAUGCCGCUCCCAACAACAACAACAGCAGCAGCAGCAGCAACAACUGCAACCACAGCUACAACUGCAACUUGGCACAGCAUCAGCCACAGCAGGAACAACAACAACAACUACAACAAAAUGAACAGUCGUUAAAUGUCGAGGCUGUCAUAUUGCAAAAUCAGGUAGACACAUUGCAAUGGCAAUUGAAACAGACGGAAACUAAUUGUGAAAUGUAUCGGGCUGUUAUGGAGGAAGUUGCUCGCUUCUUUGAGCGAUAUCAACAGCAGCAACAGCAACAACAACAACAGCAGAUACAACAACAACAGCAACAACAACAACUGAAUCGACAGCAACAGUUGCAAUUGAAUCGUCACAGUCUGAGUGGAGUUGGAGAACAAAUCUCACGUUCAAAGAGUCUACAUCAUGUGCAGGGAGUGCAGAAUGAUCCCAAUGGAUACACGGAGAAUCCCACUGGCAUCUCGUCCAAUUCUUCCAGCUCUUCGUCCUCGUAUCUGCGUGCUAGAAGCAGCACCAAUUUACUGCUAAAUAAAUCCAUGCUGACGAUGAACGAGGAUCACAACUAUGAGAGCAUUGCUCCAGCUGGCAGCUACAGUGCCUUCAAGGAUUUCACCUGGCGUCGCUCUCCUAAGAAAUUUGGCGGCUGCAAGACGCGUCUUUCUUCGCCGGAAGCAGCCGAGGAGAAGCUGAACCAGGAGGCAUUUCGAUUGGCUCGCACCAUACGCAAUUUGUUGCACACAUCACAGCAGCAACCGGAUCUCACCCAGCCUAGAAAUUCGAUGGCAGGAGGUCAUCAUCAUCAACAUCACCAUCAUCAGUAUAAUCAGCAUAAUCAGCAUAAUCAUCAUCAUCAUCAUCUUCUUCAUAAUAAUCGCCUUUGCAUGACGCAAAAGACGAGCUCCGUGUUGACGUUGCACAAUGCUUCCAUAAUGGAUGCUUCGCCCAAUCUGAUGGCUGUCAACUGCAGCAGCAGCAGCAACAACAACAACAACAGCAGCAGCAGUAACACCACCGCAACUCCCACCACCGUCACCACCACCAACAACAACAACAACAAUACUGCCGAAAUGCUCUUCCUUCGGGCAAACACAAUGCGAGAUUCGCGUCUCUCGCUCCGCAGCUCCACCGACAGCUCAGUGCAUUCCACCAUCUCAUCCUCGUCCUCGUCCAAGAUGGAAACCGAUGAGGAGAUCGCUGGAACUACCACAGGUAACAGCAACAACAAUAAGCAGAGCAAAUCAACUGGCAACAACAACAACAAUGGUUCCAGUACAGAGGAUGAGAGUGGCUUCAGUUCCAUUAGUUCCUUCCAUGACGUCGGUUUGCCACUAAGCUCCACGCUUAUCGGCGAUAACAACAACAACAACAAUAAUCGUCGUCUGUCGCUGUCAACGGAAAGUCGCAACUCGACGUUAAAGUCGGCGGUGAAUGUGGUGGGCGUACCACUCCCACCUCUGCCACCACUUGCACCGCUUGCACCACUGCUAACGGCAAAUCAAUCGAUGAGCUGCCAAUCGCCAUCGCAAUCGCCCGCAAAAACCUAUCGCAAUGCCAAUCGAUAUCAGCGAUUUUCCACGCUUUCCAAUGAGGAUGCAGCCGCUGUGCUUUGGGUUUAGGCCAA